UUCGUACUUCGGAAGUGACGUAGCAUAAGCAUAAAUCCAGCCUUGUGAUUGGCGCCUUCGUAUUUUGACGGAAUUCCGCCAAUGAGUAGGGAACCUAAGAAUAGCUUCCCUGUGCCUAGGGGACCUCACCCCCAGAGCGAGGGGAGGGGGUGCGGUCGGAAGAAGGACUGCCUCAGGGAGGCGCAGAAGAACGAGCAGAGGGAUGGCCCCACGGAGCCCAGGAGCACCUACACGGUCACGUGUCCAGAGCGGGAACGCCGGGAGAGGGAGGCACAGAAGAACGAGCAGAGGGAUGGCCCCACGGAGCCCAGGGGCACCUGCACGGUCACAUGUCCAGAGCGGGAACGCCGGGAGAGGGAGGCGCAGAAGAACGAGCAGAGGGAUGGCUCCACGGAGCCCAGGAGCACCUACACGGUCACGUGUCCAGAGCGGGAACGCCGGGAGAGGGAGGCGCAGAAGAACGAGCACAGUGAUGGCCCCACGGACCCCAGGGGCACCUGCACACUCAUGUGUCCAGAGCGGGAACGCCGGGAGAGGGAGGCGCAGAAGCGGCUGCACCGCUUUGAAAUGAUGCCGGGCAUGGAGAAGGACCGGUGGCCGAGGGCAGAUCCCACACGUACCGUGAAGGAAUAUUCGCGGCCCGCCGCGGGAAAGGAUGCCACUCGGCCCCACGACCUGCGCCCCCCGUCCGUGCUGCUCAAGACUGUUUGCUACCUGAUCAAUGCCAUUGCCUUGUCCCCGUCACUUCAACCCUGGACGGAGGUGUAUGACUUCGUGUUCGACCGGCUGCGCAGCGUCCGUCAGGACAUGAUCAUCCAGCGGGUGUCUGGGCCCGAGUGCGCGGCCGUGCUGGAGAGGAUCGUACGCUUCCUGCUCUACGCCUCGUACAGGCUCUGCGAAGAGCCGCUGCGGCUCUACGACCCGCGGAUAAACGACACGCACCUGCAGGAGAGCCUCAGCUGGCUGCUGAGCUGCUACUGCGUCGGGCACCACCCACACCAGGAGGAGUUUCAGGCUCUCAGCCUGCUCUACAACCUGGGGUCCACCCGUGCCUUGCAGCAUGCCCUGGAGCUGCCGGAGGAGGUGCGAGCAGCGCCCGCGGUGCGUCUGGCACUCUCCGUGAACCGCGCCCACCUGGAACGCAACCCCGUGCGACUCCUGCGUCUGGCCCGGCGGCUGGACUUCCUGCAGAGCUGCGCGCUGCACCGCCACCUAGAGGCCUGCCGCCGCCACCUGCUGCUGCUUUACAGCUACGGCCACAGCAGCCGCAAUUGCCGCUUCCCGCUGCGGGAGCUAGCGCGACUCCUGGCCCUGGAGGACGCCCAGGCGGCCAGCCUGUGCCGGGCCUGUGGAGUCUCCGUGACGGGAGACCGCGUGUCCUUUUCCAAAGCCUCGUACGUGGAGCCGCCACCGGGCGAAAGGCAGAGCACACGCUCUUACGAACUGGUGGACAGGAAGCAGGGCGAUCACUCUCUGGCUCUCGUCCUCCAUGGUUCUCCCUAGACCUCCUCUCUUGUAAUUAUAUUAAGGGUUUUUUUUUUACACAGAUUUAUGUUUUAAUAUUAAUGCUGACAUUCAGGAUGUUUGAAUUUAAUGGACACACAAUGGAAAAUAAAAGUAUUUUGUUAAAAAAAUC
Paramormyrops kingsleyae is the source of this 1636-nucleotide messenger RNA. It is a transcript of the gene sac3d1, whose product is annotated as SAC3 domain containing 1. NCBI's taxonomy places the organism in Eukaryota, Metazoa, Chordata, Actinopteri, Osteoglossiformes, Mormyridae. Gene Ontology annotation, biological process: centrosome duplication; spindle assembly. Gene Ontology annotation, cellular component: nucleus; centrosome; spindle. The record is from RefSeq and is a predicted model, not a curated record.